AUGGGCGACGCCGGACCACUAGAGCCGUCACUGGUCUCGACUGCACCGCUAGAUGAUCGGCUUGAUCGGAACGGAUCUGCUACACAAGAAAGAGAGGUGACGGUGCUCGUCACGGGCUUUGGCCCGUUCAAGUCCUUCACUACAAACCCCUCCUUCCUCAUCGCCUCCGCCCUCCCGCACAAACUCCCUCCCCAACAACCCUCCACCUCGUCACCAAACCAACCAGAACCAUACACAAUCCACCUCCUCCUGCACCCCUCACCAAUCCGCGUCUCCUACACCACCGUCUCCUCCCUAAUCCCCACCCUCCUCCAACAACACAACCCAGACUACAUCUUCCACAUCGGCGUCGCCGGCGGCCGCACAAACUACACCCUCGAAACCGUGGGCCAUCGCGACAGCUACAAGAUCCGGGACGUGGAUGAGCGGGAUGGAUGGAAGGCGGGCGAACACGCGUGGAAGAAGGAGGGUGUCCCCGAAAAACUACACGUGGGCUGGGACGAGGAGGACGUAGUGGAACGUUGGGCAAGUGAGGUGAGAAGUAGAGAAGAGGAGUUGGGGUUUGACGAUGUCCCAAAGGAGGAGAGUAAUGGGUUGACGGUGGAGAGGUUCGGGGAUUGGUUCAAGAAUGUGGAGAGGACGGAGAAGAAGCGGGCUUUUAGUCGGUGUCAGUUAAGUGUGGACGCGGGGAGGUUCUUGUGUGAGUUUACGCUGUUUGAGAGUUUGGUGCAGCGGUGGGCAGAACUCCAAAAGGCGGACAAAGAUAGUAGGGCACUGUCGAGAGAGCGGCUGGGCAAGGUUGCAUUCCUGCAUGUGCCUGGGCCGUAUGACGAGGAGGCUAUAGAGCGAGGGGCGAGAGUUGCCGAGGCGGCGAUCAGGUCGCUGGUGGCAAGCUGGGAGGAGGGUAGGAGGCGGAAGGCUGGGCAAGAAGAGAACCUGAAGGGGAGUACGAAGGUUGAUACUACUGGUACAGGAGACUCGGAGUGGGAUUGA
This is a messenger RNA of Cyphellophora attinorum, 993 nucleotides long. RefSeq lists its product as uncharacterized. Gene Ontology annotation, biological process: proteolysis. Lineage: Eukaryota; Fungi; Ascomycota; Eurotiomycetes; Chaetothyriales; Cyphellophoraceae. The record is from RefSeq and is a predicted model, not a curated record. Bases 1 to 993 code for a protein of 330 amino acids. The transcript is spliced from 2 exons.